This is a messenger RNA of Leptidea sinapis, 1064 nucleotides long. Its product is annotated as ornithine transcarbamylase, mitochondrial-like. Lineage: Eukaryota; Metazoa; Arthropoda; Insecta; Lepidoptera; Pieridae. Gene Ontology annotation, molecular function: amino acid binding; ornithine carbamoyltransferase activity. The transcript is spliced from 7 exons. Gene Ontology annotation, cellular component: mitochondrion. Gene Ontology annotation, biological process: L-citrulline biosynthetic process. The record is from RefSeq and is a predicted model, not a curated record. The coding region runs from base 59 to 1033 and encodes 324 amino acids.
CUUUGAUUGAAGUAUACAAAAUUAUGACCAAAAAAAAUGUGUUGAUGGCUUUAGUAAAAUGAAAUUAUUAAGCAAAAUUGUAAGGAAUUAUCCAUUGAUAAAACAAAUAAGGACUGAAUUUAAUUGUAAUUUACAAGCACCGCCGCAGCAUCUGAUUUGUUUCAAAAACUGGAAUCCCAAUAUGGUGAUGGAUAUUAUAAACAGUGCUUUGAAACUAAAAUGCUCCUUAAUAGAUACACACGGAAAGAAAUUGGAUCUGUUACAAAAUUGUAAAAUAAUGAUUUUGCAAGAGGUGAACCAGCCAUUUCUGAGUAUGGCCGUCGCAAAAGCCGCCAGUCUUCUCGGAGCUGACCACGUGCAUAUUGCUGAUCAGUUGAUAUGGGGACAUGAUUAUAAUGGAAGAGUCUUCUCUUCGAUGGCCGAUGCGAUAUUCGUCUCCACCACAACACACACUUGUCUCCAGAGGUUCGCAGAUCAAGCAACAGUGCCAGUUCUAUGUAUGGCCUCGAGAACACAUGCAUCCAUUCAGGCUCUCUCCACCGUUAUGGCCAUCAUUGAAGAAUAUGGCUUAAUGCGUGGGUUGAAUAUCGGAUAUAUAGGACCACCACAUCCAGUUCUAAACUCUUAUUUACUUCUUUGUCCAAUGCUAGGAGCUAAUUUCAAGUUUAAGUGUUGCUGUCAGAAGCAACCCGUAAGUCCCCUUCUAUACAAAGCGGGCGAAAACUUAUGUUCUGAAACUCAUACUCACUUGGAGGCAUGCGCUGAUAAAAGAGUUGUUCUUCGCAACUGUCACGUUGUAAUAUCCGGCCCGGAGAAACCAGAGAAGUUGGAAGAAUUCCGACUGCAUGCAGAUGAUAUUGAAAGAGAAAAUCUUCUUCGUCCCUGGAUUUUCAUGCACACCUGUCCUCGAGGCAAGGAAGUUGAUGACAGACUUUUCUUUCAUAUCAAUUCGAGAACUUUUACUGUAUUUGAAAACUUCCAGUACAUAGCUGCUGCUUUACUUGCCUUUACUAUAAAGAAUAUGAGAUUUUAAAAAUAAUAAUUAUCGAAAUAGUAGAAAUAAA